Colletotrichum chrysophilum is the source of this 2022-nucleotide messenger RNA. RefSeq lists its product as uncharacterized. Gene Ontology annotation, biological process: carbohydrate metabolic process. NCBI's taxonomy places the organism in Eukaryota, Fungi, Ascomycota, Sordariomycetes, Glomerellales, Glomerellaceae. Gene Ontology annotation, molecular function: hydrolase activity, hydrolyzing O-glycosyl compounds; carbohydrate binding. Bases 1 to 2022 code for a protein of 673 amino acids. The transcript is spliced from 2 exons. The record is from RefSeq and is a predicted model, not a curated record.
AUGAUGCAACAUGAUGAUCACCGUCUCAUCUACCGCUAUGAUGGCGAACAGGUGUGGAUUGAGCCAUGGGGCCCGGAUGCAUUUCGAAUCCGGGCAACCAAGGCCCAUGUGAUGCCAUCGGAAGCAUGGGCUCUCGAAGAGAAACCUUCCAGCAUUUCAUCGGCCCCUCAGUUAUCUAUCGCUGAUGAUGGUUCGGCUACAAUUACGAAUGGCAAUGCUAAAGCGUGCAUCUCAAAACGAGGGAAGAUUACUGUGAUCAACUCCAGCGGCAAGGUCGUUCUCGAAGAGUACGCCAGAAACAGACGCGACCUCCUGGAUGCAAAGUGCAGUGCCAUAGAAGUCGAAGCCCGCGAGUUCAAACCUCUCCGGGGAGGCGACUACCAUCUCACCAUGCGCUUUGAGAGCCUGGAUACAGACGAACGCAUUUUCGGCAUGGGGCAAUACCAGUUGCCGCACUUGGAUUUGAAAGGUCUCGACCUCGAACUUGCACACCGAAAUUCGCAGGCCAGCGUGCCCUUUGCGCUUUCGUCUCUGGGAUAUGGCAUACUGUGGAACAACCCAGCUAUCGGUCGAGUGGUGUUCGGCAAGAACACGACAUCCUUCGAGGCCUACGCUACGAAGGUUCUGGAUUAUUGGGUCGUUGUCGCUGACACGCCGGCUCAGAUUGUGGAGAGGUAUGCCGAUGUUGCUGGCAAAGCACCUAUGAUGCCGGAACACGGUCUUGGUUUCUGGCAGUGUAAGCUUCGAUAUGAAACCCAGGACGGGCUGUUGGAGGUUGCAGAAGAGUAUCGACGCCGAGAACUGCCCCUUGACCUGAUCGUGGUGGAUUUCUUUCACUGGCCAAUGCAGGGCGAGUGGAAAUUUGACCCCGUCUACUGGCCUGACCCAGACGCCAUGAUCAAACGCCUCAACGCUUUGGGGGUCGAGUUGAUGGUCUCUAUUUGGCCGACCGUUGACCAGAGAUCAUCCAACUUUCAAGAAAUGCUGGAGCAAGGCUUUCUUGUUCGAACCGAGCGAGGAGUUCGGACAAACUUCGAAUUUGAGGGUCAGACUGUUUACUAUGAUCCCACGAAUCCUGAUGCACGUCGAUACGUCUGGAACAAGGCAAAGGAGAAUUACUACACCAAGGGCAUCAAAACGUUCUGGCUCGACCAAGCCGAGCCGGAAUAUUCAGUCUAUGAUUUCGACAAUUAUCGCUACUUUCUAGGGCCAAACUUGCAAGUUGGUAACAUCUACCCUCGCGAUUACGCGCGCACGUUUUUUGAUGGCAUGAGGGAGUCUGGACAAGAGAACCCCGUCAACCUUCUCAGGUGCGCCUGGGCGGGUAGUCAGAAGUAUGGUGCUCUUGUCUGGAGCGGCGACAUCGCCUCAUCUUGGUCAAGCUUCCGCAACCAAUUGGCUGCUGGACUCAACAUGGGAAUUGCUGGUUUGCCAUGGUGGACGACCGACAUUGGCGGAUUUCAUGGUGGCAUCCCGGAAGAUGAAUCAUUCCGCGAGCUUUUUGUCAGAUGGUUUCAAUGGGGUACUUUCUGUCCCGUGAUGCGGUUGCACGGCGACCGCGAGCCCAAGAGCGGCAACCUGUCCUCCAGCAGCGGAGCGCCCAAUGAAGUCUGGUCCUAUGGGCCGGCUGUGUAUGAAAUCUGUCGGAAGUAUCUGCUCAUUCGUGAACAGCUGAGGAGUUACACUCGACGGCUUAUGGCUGAGGCUCACGAAAAGGGCUCUCCGGUCAUUCGCCCCCUAUUUUACGAAUUUCCUAACGACGCGCAAUGCUGGAAGCUCGCGGCGACGCAGUACAUGUAUGGAGAUGCGUAUCUAUGCUGCCCCGUUGUCGAGAAAGACAUGAGGAAGAUGAAGGUCUAUCUCCCGAUUUUGGAAUCUGAAGAACAAUGGACUUCUUUUACUGACGUUCAGUCCGAAAUGCGAACUUGGGAGGGUGGCUCGACUGUCGAGGUAGACUGUCCCUUGGAGUUGAUGCCGGUCUUUGUGAGGAAGUCGAGAGCGCAGAUGACACUGGAGAGUUGA